Engraulis encrasicolus (European anchovy) is the source of this 6021-nucleotide messenger RNA. It is a transcript of the gene ldlrad4a, whose product is annotated as low density lipoprotein receptor class A domain containing 4a. Gene Ontology annotation, cellular component: early endosome membrane; Golgi membrane. The coding region runs from base 1936 to 3072 and encodes 378 amino acids. Gene Ontology annotation, biological process: negative regulation of transforming growth factor beta receptor signaling pathway. The transcript has 4 exons. Gene Ontology annotation, molecular function: R-SMAD binding. NCBI's taxonomy places the organism in Eukaryota, Metazoa, Chordata, Actinopteri, Clupeiformes, Engraulidae. The record is from RefSeq and is a predicted model, not a curated record.
CACACACACACACACACACACACACACACACACAGCACAUAGGACGCAAGUAAGUCGCUGAGUAUUCUGUGCAGGGCCGCUGACAGCUUUUGCCGGGCCCGGGACAAAGUCAUCUGAAAGGGCCCCCUACCCAAUACAUACAAUGUAAUGGGGACCCAAUUUUGGGCCCUCUGUCCCCCGUCCCCCCCGUCAGCAGGCCUGCCCUGAUUCUGUGUGUGUGUGCAUGUGUGCGAGAGAGCCUCUGCCUGAGAGAAAUGGAGACUGCCUUAAAAUAAAUAGCCACCAGGGGGCGUAGAUAUACAGGAAGUAUUAAGCAUGUGACUUUUUUUUUUAAUCGGACAGCCUCCAAAAUAAGGAAUGACUCAGACUAGUGUUUCUUUCUGCGCAAUGUUGGAUGGCACAGGCAAAAAAAUAAAAUACGCACUUAAAAUCGCUUAAAUUUUUAAAGGCAUGCACAACAAUAAAGCUCUAAGACUUUGACAAUGUUAAUGACUGUAAUUACAUAUUUGUGUAUCGGCUGCUGUUGCAUAGUAGCCUACUAAACUCACACAGUCAGUAAAGGGUUGUCUGGAAUUCACACAGUAGUCUAAAGUGUGCAGUGUUAUUUCAACACUUAGAAAGUGGGAUUAACAAUAUGAGUGAGUGUUACAUUCGAGUGAUUCGACCACCCAGGUGUUGAUUCAACUCUGCAAUGGAUUUGGGGAGCUAGCCAGAACCGGGUCUUCCAUCCAGGCAGGAGCAUUAGGUAUUCGGUGGGUGAUGUGGUCCUGCGCGCUGUCUGGUGUCUGGUUAGAGGGGGGUGGGGGUGAGGGCAACAGCCUCCCUCCCUCCCACCCAUGUGUUCUAAAUCAUCAGGCUGUGUGUCUGGCACCGAGUGGGGGUUUACUUCUGCCCAGACUGUGUGUUGUCUGGGGCUGCAGGCUAUACUGCUAAACUGUGUUUCUCUCACGUCACGGCCACUUUUAUUUGCAGUUUGUUGUAGGCUAUCACGCAGACUCGUUGUAGGUGGAAGGUUGUUUUAUUUGAAUGUCUUCAAGGGGAGAUGCAGUUUUGUCUUUCUCAAUUGUCCCAUUUGGUGCUGCCGGAUGCUGAUAGGGCGUUUUUUCAAGUGCAAAACAUAAAAUCGUCUAGUAGGUAGCCUAAUGUAUGGGCCAACUGUAUAGUCGUGUGUGUACAAUUCCCUCUUUUAUCUCACCUCCUCAGCUGGACUUUGAGGGGGGUAAAAACUGACCCGGUUAUUUAUAGACAGUAGACAGUUUGGGUAGGAGGGGGUACCGACACAUCUGCUGAAUAUCCGCUAGACUGUAGGGUCAGCCCAAGGUUAGCCCUCUUCAAUACCGGCCUUGAUUGGUCCUGGCUGGCACUAAAGAAGUGUAUGUAAUUCUAACCGCCCACACUCCCACCGGCUAGACCAGCCCCUCUUUCACCGCCAUUGUCACCACCAGUCUCCAGCACUACGAGUCUGUUUCCCUCCCCCUCCCUCUCCCUUUCCCUCUCCGCUGCGCGCUCUCGCUCUCUCACCCAGCCUUCCUCCCCGCUCUAGCUGUUCCACUCUUGCGCACACCCUCCACCCUCCACCCCCCGCUCCCCUCCCCUUCCCCCUGUCUGGCUGAAGCUGCUCCCCCCUCUAGAGGCGAAGGAGGAGGGGUUGGGAGUAAAGCCUGCCCACACCAUGACAAACGUAACAGUGAGCCAUUCUUUUGAAUGAAAGCGAGAGGGACGUUGGAGGAAAAAAGGGAUCGGUAAAACGCCAAGAUGCGGGGAACCUAUUCACCAUAGGUAACACUAGCUACAUCGGAAGGCAGCGGGCAUGGCGUGAGAAAUGUGGAACCGGAGAGGCCGACUCUGACAGCGGGCUGCUGUAUAAGUUGUCCUCCCUUUAUGUAGGGCCGCUGCCGGCGGCUCUUCCCCGGCGUCCCAUUACUCCCCAGCCCCAUGCAAAAUAUAACGGUACCGGACAGCUCCAUCAACUCAAACUCCAAUGUCAUUUGCUCCUGCAACUGCACCGGAUCCCAGUCACAGGGGAUGGAUAUAUCUGAACUGGAGUUUGUUCAGAUAAUAAUCAUAAUAGUGGUGAUGACUGUGAUGGUGGUGGUGAUCAUUUGCCUGCUCAACCACUACAGGCUGUCGGCCUGGGCCUUCUUCACCCGACAGAGCCAGGCACGGCGCCGGGACCAGGCAAUGCAACCGGAGGGGUGCUCGUGGCCCACAGACAGUCUAGUGGCCCAACAAGGAGCUACUGAGGUGAUGUACGGCCCGCGGUCGGCCGAGCCUCAGCGCUUCGCGCCGCCGAGCUUCAUGCAGCAGCGGGCCGAGCGCUUCUGCCGCUUCCAGCCCACCUACCCCUACCUGCAGCAGGACAUCGACCUGCCGCCCACCAUCUGCCUGUCGGACGGCGAGGAGCUGCCGCCCUACAAGGGGCCCUGCACGCUGCAGCUGCGUGACCCCGAGCAGCAGCUGGAGCUCAGCCGGGCCUCGGUGCGCGCGCCGCCCAACCGGACCAUAUUCGACAGUGACCUCAUAGACGUUUACGUGCACGGCGGCGGUGGGGGAGGGGGCGGCGGUGGCGGCGGCGGAACGGGUCCCAGGCCUCCGAGCUCCAAUUCGGGCAAGAGCGCGUCCAGCGUGACCACGCGCAUGGAGGGCCCGCCGCCCACCUACAGCGAGGUCAUGGGGCAGAUGCAAGGGCACGGCGGUCAGCUGCUGGCGCCUACUACUUCGACGACGUCCUCGUCGUCUUCGUCGACGGCGUCGUCGACUAGCACGUCGUCCGCGUCCACCACGUCCACCGCCGCCUUCCUCCAGCACCACCACCACCACCAACACCACCAGCAGCAGCAGCACAGCAAUAACGGCCAGAGAAGCACCGCGCCCACACCCACACCAUCACAGCCACAACCACAGCCACAGCUACAGCCCACGCACCACCCACACCCUCAGCCACCUCUAGGGGGCAGUGGCGGCCUCACGGCAGUCCCCAGAGUCGGGCACCAGCAGACUGGCAGCAGUAACAGCAGCGUAAGCACAACGGUGCCCGGCAAGGCCGCCAAAGAUGGCCGUCGACGGGAUUGAUUACCAGAUUACAGAUUAUACACCCCCAACACCACCCAACAUCCUUACCGAUACACCCCCCCCCAGCCCUUAUGAUCGAUCGAUCUCCCUUCCACCCUUACUAAACUCCCUCACACAAACAAAUAAAACGAAAAAGAAAACAAAGACUUAAUAUAAAUAAACACGCACGCAUAUAUUACUCCCAUACCAACAACACGUGAUGGUGAGAGACACACAAGGGAGGCCAGGAGAGUGUGUGUGUGGGGGGGGAGAAAUAAACUGAGAAUGAGAAAAUAUGACAUGAGAGAUGUAAGAGGAAUGAACGAAUGAUAAAGAAAAGAGAACAUGGGAAACUGAGAGAGAGAGAUGGAAAGAAAGAAACGUGUCACUCUCCAGAACUGCCUACUCCCCAAGCGAUCCCCUUGCACAAUAUGAACAGAAAAAAAAAUCGAGGAACCAAGCUUACAAAUUUAUUAUUUUUUUGUAUGUUUCUCUCUUUUUUUGCUAGAACUGUGGGCCUUGUGUGGAUGUUUUUUGGCUUAAUAGCUAUUUUUUUCUUGUUUGUUUGUCUUGUUUGUUUUUUGUAUGCUUACGUUUAUUUAAAAGAGAAAAAAAAAACAAGAUUGUUGGCACAGACAUUUUGCGUGAGGGGCCACGAGGGCCAUAGGAUUUGUGGAUCUGUUGUUUUUGGUUGUCAUUUUUUUUCUUCCUUACUUUGUUUUUCUUGUUAGUUUUCCUCUUUUCUUUCUUUAUUUCUUUCUUUCUUGCUUUCUUUCUUUCUCGCUUUUGGGAUCUGUGCACAGACAAUUUUUUAUCUGAGUUCCAAAAUUUUGAGUGCCAUGAUUCACACACAGGAGUCAGACCACCACCAGGGGGCGUGAUGGGACAAAAGAUGAAAGAUGAAAAACCCACCAUAAAAUAUUAAGUUGCACUAACUUAACUGUUUUCAAGAAAUGAGCGUAAAAGCCUACCUGUGGUUUGGUUGUUGUCGUGCAUCGGCUCCCCUAAAGGUCUUUUAGGGGAAAAAAAGCGACUAAGCAUUUUUGUUUUUGCUUCCUUUUUAAUUAUUUGUUCCUCUUUUCAGUUAUCUAUUAUAAAGAAUAAAGGAGGGGAUAGAGUACUUUGAUCCAGCCUAAAAUCUAUACACACAACUGAACCGCAAAAUGGCACUUAAGGGGGGUUUUAACGAAAAUCUGUUCUAAUGUCCAGUUCUCUCUUUUUUUUCUUCUCUCCUGAACAACAGAUAAAUAUAACUUUUAGCACGGAGUCUUUUUUGGAUGGAAGUCAUGACAAACACACUCAUGCAUUGCUUUCAUCCUGUCAAGUAGCACUUUAAUACUUCCUGUCACCUCAGAGUUGUCGUUUGGGUCCAAAAGCAGAUGGGAUUUGUGGGAUACAUAGUCUUAUGCACACACAUCACCCCCAUUGUCAUGAGUGUGCAUUGCUUGUCUUUUUUUGUGUAAAUCGUUGGGGAAAUGUUGGUUUUUGCGUUGCGAGGGAUGAGGAGACACCCCGACCCCAUCACCACCACCACUACUUGCCAUCUAGGUUGAGUGAGAACCUUUUUUUUCUUUUCUUUUUUUGGUCCACCAUGAGUAGUUUUCGUCAGUCCUCAUGCUUCAAUGUGUGUAAUGCUAAGUGGUUGUUGAAAGAGAGGGAUUGAAAGGUGAUGCUGUUGUGUUUUGCUCGCGUAAGUUUGAUGGAGGGACUGUGCCGCAAAAUGGUGGCCAAAAAUACUGUACAUCAAGUCACAUUCCCUUGUUGCUUUUCCUGGAAGUCUGUCUGUAGCCUGGAGACGGGAGUCUGCUAUCUUUGUUUUUCUUAGUUCUCACACCUGAGAAGACCACGUACUGUACGCAGAAACACAGAUGUUUGGAGAGAGAGAGAGAGAGAGAGAGAGAGAGAGAGAGAGAGAGAGAGAGAGCGCGCUUAGGCUUAGGAAGCAACACAAGUGAUAAUGAAGACCAACAUUCUUAUUUAUGAUUGUUUAAGACUAAAGAGAUUUUAGAGGUGAUUGUGGACCCAAGACUUUGUGUUUGGAAAUACGACCCGAAGCCUAGAGAUGGACAAGUCUGAGAUGACUCGGGGGGGGGGGGGACAAGUUUUUUUUUUGUUUUUUUUUUUGCAAAGAACAAAACAUUCAACCAGAACACAAGAAUGAAAGUUAAACGGUGUGUCCAAUGCCAAGAGAAAGUAUGUAUGUAUGUGUGUGUUUGUGUGUAUUUUUGUUCAUGUUUUUCCCUCUUCAAUCUUGAGUUUGUCUGACCUUAUUCUGUUGUCUUUUUUAUAUAUAUUUGUUUGUUUUAUGACUAUCCCGCAUUAUGCCCAUCUCUGCCACAUUCAGAAUGCUUUCAGACGCGCUGAUUGUGUUUUGUUUUGUUUUUUCUUCUGUACUUUUUGAGAACCACUGGUCUUGCUUGGGCUUCCAAUCGAGAGAAAACAGGCCCACAGAAAAAAAAAGAGUUUUAUCAAAGCUGAGGGUAUUUAUUUUGUUAUGAUGAAGUAUUUAUUUGUAUGUAAAACGUUUUUGAGACAAGUGUUCUGUCCUUUUUUUUAAUUAUUAUUCCCUUUCAUUGGCAAAGCCAGUUUUUAGAGACCCUAGACGACUAAUUCAAGCUCCUGCAUUGCAAAAAUCCAGAUUUUGAUGAAUGACUGUCCCCAUUUAUCCUCCUUUCUUAACAUUUUUGACAACAAAAGAAACAACACCCAUCGCCAUCCUCACCCCCUUGAAAGCCUCAAGUCAUAAUGAUACUUCUGAAAGCCUGCUUUUGCUCCGUAGACCUGACUGACUCCUUAUUGGAUCACCUUCCUGUCACUCAUUCACUAGGCGCGCAGUUUGAGUUUGUCAUUAUUAUUUUUUUCUCGUUCUGUGUUUUUUCGCUGCUGCUCUGCGCUGCUACUACUGCUGCUGCUCUUGUCCACGUCCGAUGUUCUGUCCUCCCAUGUAACCCAACGUCUGCUCCCCACCCC